GAUGUCAAGACACACGGAGUGUCCUUCAAGUGCAAGAUGAAAAUCGAAAAGGAAAAGAUUGAGGUUCGCAUGAAAGGAAUCCAGUUUCCUCUUGUUAGCAAUUCAGCGACCACAGGACAUAAGUUGCAGGGAUACACAGCAUCGCAACUGUUGGUGUGGAACUGGCACUAUGCAGAUAAUUGGGUUUACGUGGUACUUUCAAGAGUAAGAGAAAUGAAAGGCCUCUUCUUGCGAAAACCACUGUCGCUCGAUUUAACAAAGUACCAGAUGCCAGAGGAAAUGGUGCAUAUGCUGGAAACUUUCAGUCGCUACAUUCCCUUCGAUACUCUUUCCGCCGACAAUUACGAUGAAAUGUUACAGUCCGAAGCAGCAUUCAAUUAA
Molecule: messenger RNA, 381 nt
Organism: Seminavis robusta
Lineage: Eukaryota; Bacillariophyta; Bacillariophyceae; Naviculales; Naviculaceae
Source: the annotation of a GenBank genome assembly